CCUGAUACCAAUAUAUAUGUUUGGAAGUGAACCUGUUUCACCCAAACUGAUAAUAGAAAGUACUCAACGGAGAGCGAAAUCAAAAUUGAGAUCAAUUACAGGCAGGUUUGGGUAGCAAACAAUUCAACCUGAGAACUGAAUGCAACGCAUUCAUAAACCCAAAGCCAAAUAAUAAAAGAUUUAGCCAAAGCCAACGCAAGAUUUUCCCUAGGCAUUCUCAGAUUGAUUCGAAAAUCAACCUGCACUUAUGCGAGAGUGACCUACCAGUAGGAAUCAUCCUAGCCCUUAAAACGGUAAAACCCCAAUAGUCUCAUUUCUGUGUAUCUGGAAAGAGAAUCUGAACUGGAUCCAAUGCCCUGGGCCCUUGGUGUCAAUUGGUAAAAGUCCAAUAGUAUCGCCCAUGUGUAUUUGAAAAAAUCCCACCUCUGAGUACCGGGCAAGAGAAUUUUCAAAUGUUCCAUGGUCUUGUAGAUUGGGCCUGUACAUGAUGUAACCUACGAAUGCCUUGUUGAGGUGGAGGUCUCAUACAUUUUGGGUGCAAUGGAAGCUAUAAAGCCUUCAAGGACACUGAGGCAACAGCACAGGGCUGCAUGCUACGAUGAGAAUUUGAUGGAUAAUCUCAUAGACAAGCACCUGGGUGGAGAAAGUAGCAGGAAAAGAAAGGGAACUGACAUUGAGAAGGAGGCAGACAUUGAAGCCAUGAUUGCAUAUUCUGUGGGCUUUCCCAUUGAUUCGCUGACAGAAGAAGAGAUUGAACAUGGUCCUGUGUCAACCUUGGGAGGAGCAGAGCAAGCCACCUAUAUUGUGGUACGGAAUCAUAUUCUUGCUAGGUGGAGAGAAAAUGUGAAUGCAUGGCUAGACAAGCAACAUGUGAUGGAAUCCAUUAGGAAGGAGCAUAAAAGUGUUGUAGACUCUGCAUAUAAUUUUCUUUUGAUGUAUGGAUAUAUCAAUUUUGGAGUUGCCCCUGCGCUCAGGCCAGGGAUUCCAGAAAAGUUUACUAAGGCCAAUGUUGUAAUCAUAGGGGCAGGUUUGGCUGGGUUGGCUGCGGCACGCCAACUUAUGGCAUUUGGGUUUACUGUGGCUGUUGUUGAAGGCAGGAAUAGGCCAGGUGGGAGAGUUUAUACAAGGAAAUUAGAAGGAGGGGGCCAGGCAGCAGAAACAGACCUUGGUGGCAGUGUUAUUACAGGGGUCCAUGGGAAUCCUCUUGGUGUUUUGGCCAGACAGUUGUGCCUUCCACUUCACAAGAUAAGAGACCAAUGUCCUCUUUAUCAGCCCAAUGGUAGGCCUGUUGAUGCACAGUUAGAUUCUAAGGUAGAAGAUUUGUUCAAUAAAUUGCUAGACAAGGCAAGUCAGUUGAGACAAUUGAUGGGGCAGUUAGCAGUGGAUAUAUCUUUGGGUGCAUCUUUGGAGACAUUCAGGCAGGUGUAUAGUGUGGCUGGAAAGUCAGAGGAAAGACAAAUUUUGAAUUGGCAUUUGGCUAACCUUGAGUAUGCAAAUGCUGGAUUGCUUUCCAAGUUGUCACUUGCAUUUUGGGAUCAGGAUGAUCCCUAUGAGAUGGGUGGUGAUCACUGUUUGCUUGCUGGAGGUAAUUACAGGUUGAUUCAGGCCAUGGCAGAGGAUGUUCCAAUUUUUUUUGAAAGAGUUGUACAUGAGAUUAGAUAUGGUAUUGAUGGUGUGCAGGUAGUAACUGCAGGUCAAGUGUUUGAAGCAGACACAGUUCUGUGUACUGUGCCGCUUGGGGUUUUAAAAAGUGGUUCAAUAAAAUUUGUUCCAGAGCUGCCUAAGAGCAAAGUGGAAGCUAUUAAGAGAUUAGGGUUUGGACUACUCGACAAGGUUGCUAUGCUCUUUCCUUAUGUAUUCUGGGAAGCUGAUCUUGAUACAUUUGGCCAUUUGAACUAUGAAACUAGUCAGCGGGGUGAAUUCUUUUUGUUCUAUAGCUAUGCUUCUGUAUCCGGAGGGCCACUUCUGAUUGCUCUUGUAGCUGGAGAAGCUGCAAUCAACUUCGAGAGCAUGCCUGCAACAGAUGCUCUUCAUCGUGUGCUUCAAAUUCUGAGAGGUAUUUAUGGUCCAAGAGGAGUUCAUGUACCUGUUCCCAUUCAAACAGUGUGUACGAGAUGGGGAAGUGAUCCUCUGUGUUUCGGUUCAUACUCUCAUGUUGCUGUUGGAGCAUCCGGCAGUGACUAUGAUAAGCUUGGAGAAAGUGUUGGAGAUGGUCGGGUUUUCUUUGCUGGGGAGGCCACUAGUCGCAGAUACCCCGCAACUAUGCAUGGUGCUUAUUUAAGUGGAUUGCGAGAAGCAGCAAAUAUUUUUAAACAUGCUAAUAUGAAGUCAAUGACAAUGUAUGCAGAAAGAAGACUUUUAAAGGACAAUGAGUCCUGUGCUGCUCUUCUGGAUGAUCUAUUUAGGAAACCUGAUCUAGAAUUUGGGAAAUUCUCCAUUCUAUUUGACCCACUAUCAAAUGGCCCUCAAUCAAUGGCACUUUUGAGGGUUGUUGUUGAGGGACCUAGAAGUGAAGCUAUUGACAAUAUAAAAUCUGAAGACCGCACCUCAAACGAAUUCGUUUCUCAUCAAUUUCAGUCACAGUUGAAUAAACAACUUAAAUUGUACACGUUAGUGGCACAAAAUCAGGCAUUUGAAUUGAGAGAGGUAAGUGGAGGAGAUGCAACUCGAUUGUGCUAUUUGAGUGAGAAGUUCGGAGUAAAGCUAGUUGGAAGGAAAGGUCUAGGUGAAGUAGGAGAGUCUCUUGUGGCUUCUAUCAAGUGUGCAAGGGCUGGUUGUAAGAAAAGAAUGAAAGAAAGAAAGAUUAUUUUAUAAUUUACAAUGUUCGGUGGUUUAUAUGGGUUUGGGACUAUUCCGUGAGCAAAAGUUCUUCACCACUAGACCAACUCAAACAUGCUUAAGCUGCUCUACUUUGUGAUUAUGAAAUGUUAUUUUUAAAGUUUGCUUGGUUGAAGGUGAAAUACCCUUUAAAUUUUUUGAUUAAUACAGAAAUUACUCAAAGCCGCUGACAUCAACAUCAAUUUUGUA
Molecule: messenger RNA, 3027 nt
Organism: Cryptomeria japonica (Japanese cedar)
Lineage: Eukaryota; Viridiplantae; Streptophyta; Pinopsida; Cupressales; Cupressaceae
Product: lysine-specific histone demethylase 1 homolog 3
Exons: 2
Coding region: 541-2814 (757 amino acids)
Molecular function (GO): oxidoreductase activity; protein binding
Source: RefSeq, a predicted model, not a curated record